AAGGCAAAAAAAGUCCUUCCGCGGGGCCCGCGGUAAUUUAGACCCGGAGUUGGCCGGCGAACACGCACAGAUGUCCUUCGCCGCCGCUCCACUCCUUUGGGAGUGUAGCGCUGUGCUGUCCCCGCCUUUCCCCAGGCACGCGUCCUCGGCGUAAGUACCUCGCGCCUAGCGGAGAGGGAGGGAGAAGGUCCGCCGAAAGGAAGGAGGCGGACGGGGCUGGAAGAAAGGGAAAAACCUCCCUCGCGAAGUGAGGAGCGUGGCAGCCGUGUUGGAAUCUGCAGAAGAUAUGCCUCUGUCCCUCACUCCGCUGGGGGCUGCGGAAGUGCUCUGAAGGUUGGAGCGGCGGGGAGGCGACAGGUGGACUACCAUUCCCAGAAGGCGACGCGGUGCUGCGCCUACGCUCCCGCGGCACCUGCGCGCCAGGCGUUUUUCAGUUUGCUGCCGCCUAGGGCGAAACUACAGUUCCCAGGUGGCUCCGCGCGAAGCGGCUUGGAAGUGGGCAGCCUGGAAGUCACUCGGGCCACCGAAGCUGGCGGCGUCUCUAGCAGACGGUGCGGGGCCGGACGCCGGGGUCGUGGGGCCCAGCCGGACGCCCAGAGUUUCUGUACCAUUUGGCAUUCCCACCAGCAGUGAAUGAGAGUUCCAGUUGCUCCACCCCCUCGUCAGCAUUUGGUGUUGUCAGUGUUCUGGAUUUGGGGCAUUCUAAAAGAAGCACAAUCUUUGACAUCAGCUCUCCUGGGACCCUCAAGGAACACUAGAGUUCAGAAUGUACUAAGGCAUGGCACCCCUGCAGCCUGCUGGCCCUCUCCUCCAUCUGCUGUUUGCUUUGCCCUGCUGAACCACUCAGUCUGUAGCUCCCGGGACAACACCUGCCUCCUGAGGUUGUCCUGGCUCGGUUUUCCACAGCGAUGGUGGAGAAUUGGACUCCACAGACUCACAACCUUUCUGUUAGGCUUCAGGAGCCAGCAUCCUUCAUCCUGGGACUGGCAGCCCUGAACAAUGGCUGAGGGCCAGAGGACCCCAUAAAGUUACUCUACAGCUUACAGGGGCCAAAGCAUUCCAGUGCCUGUGGACUAUGACCACUUAUCGGCCCAUUCCCAAUGAUGGCAUGGACCUGGCAGCCAGCUGUGGGGUUAGGGGAGCCAAUGUCCUCCCCGGGCCCCAAACAGGAGACUAUGCUCCCGUGGGAUUCUGGGUCCAGAAUGGCAUGCCCCAGCCUGUUGGUGAGAGCCCAGCUACUGCCAUCACCCGCCCCAGUCCCACCACCCCCACAGUGCCCAAGAUGGGCGUGCGUGCAAGAGUGGCUGACUGGCCACCCAAGAGAGAGGCCCUGAGAGAGCAGAACAACCCGAGCCCCUCACAGGACACAGAUGGCACAAAGACCACAAAGGUGGCCCAUUCCAUGAGGAGCAUACAGAAUGGAGAGCCUGCCACCAACACCCCAGCCUCCUCAGGGUCCCGGGCCUUCCACCGACUCUCCAGGAGACGGUCCAAAGAUGUGGAAUUCCAGGAUGGGUGGCCCCGGUCCCCUGGCAGGGCCUUUCUCCCCCUGCGGCAUCGCAGCAGCAGUGAGCUCACCCUCAGCGAGUGUGACCUGGAGGACAUGGGGGAAGCUAAGGGGGGCAGGCUCAUGGGGGCCUUGCCUCUCUUCCGUGAAUAUGGGAGCACCUCCUCUAUCGAUGUGCAGGGCAUGCCUGAGCAAAGCUUCUUUGACAUUCUCAACGAGUUCCGAAACGAGCAGCCGGAGGCCCAGGGCUCCCAGAACCUCACGGAGCUCCUCCAGGCCCAUUCAGGCCCACACCUUCCAUGGAGCAUCAGCGGAGCCAAGGGAGAUCUCCGCCAUGAGCAGCCCACCAGUGACAACCUUCUCCCACUACAGCCCGGGAAGGAGAAGGAGAGGGCCCGCAAGAAGCCUGUGCGGGGCCUGGGCAGUGGGGACACAGUGGACUCGUCCAUCUUCCGGAAGCUGAGGAGCAAUAAACCAGAAGGUGACACUGGCCGGUCCCCAGGGGAGGCAGAGGAAGGACGGAGCCCCCCGGAGGCCAGCAGGCCAUGGGUCUGCCAGAAGAGUUUCGCCCAUUUUGAUGUGCAAAGCAUGCUGUUCGACCUCCAUGAGGCGGCUGCCAACAGGGUGUCCUCGGCCCAGAGGCGGAACACCACCACUGGGGCCUCAGCCGCCUCAGCCAUGGAGUCCCUCACAGUGUCGCGGGCCCAUGGCCUUGGGGGCCUGGACCCGGCCUUCACCAGCAUGGAGGACUUGAACUACAAGGAGAACCUGGAGCAGGACCUGGGCGAUGACAACAGCAACGACCUGCUGCUCAGCUGCCCACACUUCCGCAAUGAGAUCGGUGGCGAGUGUGAGCGCAAUGUGAGCUUCUCCCGGGCCUCAGCCGCCUCCCUGGGUGGGAGCGAGUGCCGCCUGGCUGAGCCCAGCCCCAGCACCUACCGCACCAACGCCAGCAUCUCUGUGCUGGAGGUGCCCAAGGAGCAACAGAGGACGCAGAGUCGCCCGCAGCAGUACAGCAUCGAGCAUGUGGACCUGGGCGCCCGCUACUACCAGGACUACUUCGUGGGCAAAGAGCAUGCCAAUUACUUUGGUGUGGAUGACAAGCUAGGGCCAGUGGCUGUGAGCAUCAAACGAGAGAAGCUGGAGGACCACAAGGACCAUGGGCCUCAGUACCAGUAUAGGAUCAUCUUCCGGACCCGAGAGCUCAUCACCCUGCGGGGCUCCAUCCUGGAGGAUGCCACACCCACAGCCACUAAGCAUGGGACCGGGCGGGGCCUACCCCUGAAGGAUGCCCUGGAGUAUGUCAUUCCUGAGCUUAACAUCCACUGCCUGCGGCUGGCUCUCAACACUCCCAAGGUGACGGAGCAGCUGCUGAAGCUCGACGAGCAAGGGCUCUGCCGGAAACACAAAGUGGGGAUCCUCUACUGCAGGGCAGGCCAGAGCUCGGAGGAGGAGAUGUACAACAACGAGGAUGCCGGCCCCGCCUUUGAAGAGUUCCUCUCCCUGUUGGGUGAGAAGGUCUGCCUGAAGGGGUUCACCAAGUAUGCUGCCCAGCUGGACGUCAAGACUGACUCCACGGGAACCCACUCCCUCUACACAACGUACCAGGACUAUGAGAUCAUGUUCCAUGUCUCCACUCUGCUCCCUUAUACCCCCAACAACAGGCAGCAGCUUCUACGGAAGAGGCACAUAGGAAACGACAUUGUGACCAUCAUCUUCCAGGAGCCGGGGGCACUGCCUUUCACCCCCAAGAACAUCCGCUCACACUUUCAGCAUGUCUUUAUCAUUAUCCGAGCCCACAACCCCUGCACUGACAAUGUUGGCUACAGUAUGGCUGUGACCCGAUCCAAAGAUGCUCCUCCUUUUGGUCCCCCCAUCCCCAGUGGAACCACAUUCCGAAAAUCUGAUGUCUUCAGAGACUUCUUGUUGGCCAAGGUGAUUAAUGCAGAGAAUGCUGCACACAAGUCCGACAAGUUCCACACUAUGGCCACCAGGACCCGCCAAGAGUACCUCAAGGAUCUGGCAGAAAACUGUAUCUCCAACACACCCAUCGAUUCCACUGGCAAAUUCAACCUCAUCUCCCUGACCUCCAAGAAGAAGGAGAAGACCAAAGCUCGGGCGGGCGCUGAGCAGCACAGCUCGGGGGCCAUCGCCUGGAGGGUGGCGGCUCAGGACUAUGGCCAGGGGAUGGAAAUCGACUGCAUUUUGGGCAUUUCCAACGAGUUUGUGGUUCUCCUGGACCUACACACCAAGGAGGUGGUAUUCAACUGCUACUGCGGGGAUGUCAUUGGCUGGACCCCAGACUCCUCAACACUAAAAAUCUUCUAUGGGCGAGGGGACCACAUCUUCCUGCGGACCACAGAGGGCUCUGUGGAGGACAUAAGGGACAUUGUCCAGAGACUGAAGGUGAUGACCAACGGCUGGGAGACGGUGGACAUGACUCUGCGGCGGAAUGGGCUUGGGCAGCUGGGCUUCCACGUGAAGUACGACGGGACUGUGGCUGAGGUAGAAGACUAUGGGUUUGCCUGGCAGGCUGGCCUCCGGCAAGGCAGCCGGCUGGUGGAGAUCUGCAAGGUGGCUGUGGUCACACUGACCCACGACCAGAUGAUCGACCUGCUGCGCACCUCCGUCACCGUCAAGGUGGUCAUCAUCCCACCCUUCGAGGAUGGCACACCCCGGAGGGGGUGGCCAGAGACCUACGACAUGAAUACCUCAGAGCCCAAGCCUGAGCAGGACAGCAUGCCCUCUGGGGGCCGGCCCCCCUACCGCAGCAAUGCUCCCUGGCAGUGGAGUGGGCCAGCCUCCCACAACUCUCUACCAGCCUCCAAGUGGGCCACUCCUGCUACCCCCGGCCACCCUCAGUCCCUGAGCCGGCCCCCAAAGCAGACCCCCAUGGUCCCCUUUCGGGAGUCCCAGCCCCUGCACAGCAAGAGGCCUGUUAGCUUCCCAGAAACCCCUUACACAGCAUCACCAGCAGGGGUCGACAAAGCCCCUCCCUACCGACAACCUUCUGGGAGCUUCUCCACCCCAGGCUCGGCCACCUAUGCAAGAUACAAGCCAUCCCCAGAAAGGUACGUGGCUGCCCCACACCCACUGCUCUCUUUCGAUCCCCACUUUGGCCACGACGGGACAUCCAGCGGGGACUCCUCCUCAGGUGGACUGACCAGCCAGGAGAGCACGAUGGAGCGCCAGAAGCCAGAGCCUUUGUGGCAUGUGCCCGCCCAGGCCCGGCUCUCAGCCCUGGCUGGAACCAGUGGGAGCAAGCACGCCUCCAGGCAGGAUGCAGCAGGCAAAGACUCCCCCAACAGGCAUUCCAAAGGAGAGCCUCAGUACUCCAGUCAUUCCAGCAGCAAUACCCUGUCCAGCAACGCCUCCAGCAGCCACAGUGAUGACCGCUGGUUUGACCCCCUGGACCCUCUGGAGCCAGAGCAAGACCCCCUCUCCAAGGGCGGCUCCAGUGACAGCGGCAUUGACACCACCCUCUACACCUCCAGUCCCAGCUGCAUGUCACUGGCCAAGGCACCUCGGCCGGCCAAGCCACACAAGUCACCAGGAAGUAUUGGCCUUUGUGGGGGUGGGCGUGAGUCCACUGGCCAUUCCCACCAUGCAGACAGGCGAAGGGAGGUCUCGCCUGCUCCUGUGGUUGCUGCCCAGAGCCAGGCCUACCGACCGAAGCUGUACAACUCAGGCUCCAGCACCCCUACAGGCCUGACCGGGGGCAGUCGCAACCCACCAAGGCAGACCAGUGACAUGAACUCAAGGGCUGGGUACCCUGCUCAAGUUUACAAAACUACCAGUGCAGAGACUCCUCAACCUUCACAGCUGGCCCAGUCCAGCUCCUUCCAGCUCUCUGCCUCCGUCCCCAAGUCCUUCUUCUCCAAGCAGCCUGUGGGGAAUAAACACCCAACAGGGUGGAAGAGAACAGAUGAGCCCCCGCCACGGCCACUUCCCUUCACUGACCCAAAGAAGCAGGUGGACACCAAUACGAAAAACGUCUUUGGGCAGCCACGGUUGAGAGCAUCCCUCCGCGACCUCCGCUCCCCACGGAAGAACUAUAAGUCCACCAUCGAGGAUGACCUGAAGAAGCUCAUCAUCAUGGACAACCUGGCGCCAGACCAGGAGAGAGAUGCAGGAGUACGAAGUGGGCUGCGAGGGAGGGUGAGGGCAGAGAACCUACCUCCCACGGCCACUCCAGCCUCUUCCUGCAGGUCCUUGGCCUUUGACCCCUGCUGGCCCCGUUUGGGUGUAUGUGGCUUUGUGGCAGGGAUUCGGGCCAUCACAUCAUCAGUCAGGCCAAAGGCACGGUGUAAACCAGCCUGGUGGGCAGGCAGGGAUUUGUUCCACACUAGAGGACCUCACGUGACAGGGAAGUUCUCAGAGGCCUCAUGGAGCCCAACCUCAGGCACUAAAAGUGGAGGCAGGGUUCCCAGGGACCAAAACCGCAGUUGUCCUUGGUCCCUCUACACCCCCCAUUGUCCCCGCCUACCCCUGACUGGUCUUGCUCUCGGGCAUGCACUCUCUUGCGGGGAUGGAGAGGGCUCCUUCCCAUCUCAGCACCAGCUCCAGCAUCUUGACGUCACCGUGGAUCCGUCUCUGUCGUACACCCACAUCCCCUUUCAGGAAAUACUGUUGCUUCACCUACAAGAGAGAUAUAACAAUAUAUUAAUUUCUUUGUUUCUCCCACGUUAUCAUACGUACCCACCUCCCUAUCUCUGUUCUCCCCACCCAGCCACCAUCUCAGCCUCUGAGCUCUCACUGGCUGAUGGACGGGACCGGCCACUUCGACGCCUAGACCCUGGGAUGAUGCCACUGCCUGACACAGCUGCUGGCCUUGAGUGGUCCAGCCUGGUAAAUGCAGCCAAGGCGUACGAAGUGCAAAGAGCCGUGUCACUCUUCUCUCUCAAUGACCCAGCUCUGAGCCCGGACAUGCCACCUGCACACAGUCCUGUCCACAGCCACCUGAGCCUGGAGAGAGGACCCCCAACCCCCAGGACCACCCCUACCAUGAGCGAGGAGCCACCCCUGGAUCUGACAGGCAAGGUGUACCAGCUGGAAGUAAUGCUGAAACAGCUGCACACGGACCUCCAGAAGGUAAGCCCCGCCACUCCACUGCCCAGACACUCGGGGGCCAGCAAUGCUGAGGUACCUGUCCCCCCACCCCUGCAAAUCUAGGGGAGGCCACCCAUCUUUGAAUGGAGUCAUGAGUAAAGAAUAAAACGUGACACUACCGAAGGCUGGUGAACACAGAGAAAUCACACGUUCUUGGAGGAAGAAUAAAUUAGUCUAACCUUUUGGGGGCAAGAAAAGUAAUUAUGUACCAUGUUGACCCAGCAAUUCCACUUGUGGGAAUUUUCCCAGCAGGAUCUCAAGCAUGGGCACAGAGACCUGUGAGUGAAGGUGUUCAUGCUGCACUGUUGGCAGAAUAAAAAAUGGGAGCCAGGCCCAGCUGGCAUGGCUCAGUGGUUGAGCAUCGACCUAUGAACUAAUUUUUUCCCCCUAAUGGGAGCCAGUGUAGCCAUCCCUGCACAGGUCAGUGCUGAUGGACGUGACAGGUCACCCAGGCAGCAGGUAUUCUGCAGCCAAUUAAAAUAGUCACAUAAAACUAUAUAUUUACUAAUAUACAAAAGAAAUCCAAUAACUUAAGUAACAAACUAAGCAAGCUGCAGAACUGUUUUCUAGAACAACAUCAUACUUGAAAUAAAUGUUUAACGUCCAUGGGUCAGAGGACUACGUAGAAAGCAGCAGUCUGAAUUGUUGUAUUUACCUCCAGGGUAGAAAAAUGAGGAGAAAUAAGGAUGGAGGAUACUUUUCCUUGUUGCUUCCUAUAGUUUGGGGUAAAAGGCAGCAUAUACUGUGAGUCUCAAGCACAGAAAUCACAAGAGCUCUGGUUCAGAUCUCACCCCAGCACCUCAUGUGACCUUGGACGAGUUGCCGCCUCUGGAUGUGAAGGAUCCUGGAAGGGUGUCCCGGGAGAGGCCAUGGAGGCAGCCCUGCGUCCAUACCCAGCUCCCCCUUGCUGUAUGGGGCUGGGUUUCCCAACACCCUGGGUGGCUGAGGGUGAAAUGAGGUGAUA
Molecule: messenger RNA, 7580 nt
Organism: Myotis lucifugus (little brown bat)
Lineage: Eukaryota; Metazoa; Chordata; Mammalia; Chiroptera; Vespertilionidae
Gene: SIPA1L3
Product: signal induced proliferation associated 1 like 3
Exons: 22
Coding region: 1076-6679 (1867 amino acids)
Biological process (GO): establishment of epithelial cell polarity; regulation of small GTPase mediated signal transduction; epithelial cell morphogenesis
Cellular component (GO): cytoplasm; plasma membrane; Golgi apparatus
Molecular function (GO): protein binding; GTPase activator activity
Source: RefSeq, a predicted model, not a curated record